UGUCACUGCCAGGGUAUGGCUAUAUGACGGUGUCACUGCCAGGGUAUGGCUAUAUGACGGUGUCACUGCCAGGGUAUGGCUAUAUGACGGUGUCACUGCCAGGGUAUGGCUAUAUGACGGUGUCACUGCCAGGGUAUGGCUAUAUGACGGUGUCACUGCCAAGGUAUGGCUAUAUGACGGUGUCACUGCCAGGGUAUGGCUAUAUGACGGUGUCACUGCCAAGGUAUGGCUAUAUGACGGUGUCACUGCAAGGGUAUGGCUAUAUGACGGUGUCACUGCCAGGGUAUGGCUAUAUGACGGUGUCACUGCCAAGGUAUGGCUAUAUGACGGUAUCACUGCCAGGGUAUGGCUAUAUGACGGUGUCACUGCCAGGGUAUGGCUAUAUGACGGUGUCACUGCCAAGGUAUGGCUAUAAAUAUCUAUGGUAGUUCAAUUAUUAUGGAGAUAUCAACCACAAAGUAUAAUAUGAAUGAACAGAGAUGGAUUCCAUACGUAUAUGAUUAUACUGCAGCGUCCAGACAGCUACCCAGUCAAAAACACAUCCAGACACUCAACACAGGGAACAGUAAAUCACUUCAUUGUUAAUAAUGAGAUAUCUGAAAUCUUGUGAGUUUAUCUAUACUUUGCAGUGGCAACAUGGAUGAAAUGUUAUUUAAUGAGUCGAACGCAAAAGUUACGAACGUUUUGAUUAUAAAGGUAAUAACUAUUUUAUGAAUGAAAUUUUGUUUAUUGUGUGUGUGUGUGUGUG
This is a messenger RNA of Cherax quadricarinatus, 748 nucleotides long. NCBI's taxonomy places the organism in Eukaryota, Metazoa, Arthropoda, Malacostraca, Decapoda, Parastacidae. The record is from RefSeq and is a predicted model, not a curated record.